CUGUUUUGUGUCUUUACAGUGAAUUCUGUUUGCGUGAGGAGGAUCAUGAUGAACUCUACACAGGCUUCAUAUUUUACACUUGGUGCCUACUUUAACACCGGGGUACUGAAAUACUUAUACUUCAUCAUUGUGAUGAUUUUAUACAUGUUGAUUCUUUGCUCCAACCUCCUGCUGAUUGUGGUUAUCUGUGUGAACAGAAGCUUACAUGAACCUAUGUACAUGUUUCUGUGCAGCCUGUUUGUAAAUGAACUGUAUGGUAGUACAGGGUUGUUUCCAUUCCUGCUGCUUCAGAUCCUCUCUGACAUUCACACUGUCUCUGCUUCAGCUUGUUUCCUGCAGAUUUUCUAUUUGUAUUCAUAUGCUUCUGUGGAAUUUUUUAACUUAGCCAUCAUGUCUUAUGACAGAUAUCUGGCUAUCUGUCAUCCUCUACAAUAUAAGACACGUAUGACACAUAACAAAAUUGCAGUACUUAUUGCCCUGAUAUGGUUUUAUUGUUCUGUUGUAUGUUUUCUUCCAAUGUGCUUAAGUGUCCCUUUACAGCUGUGUGGGAACAUCAUUAACAAAGUGUACUGUGACAACUACUCCAUCGUCAAACUGGCCUGCUCUGACACAACAGUCAAUAACAUUUAUGGACUUAUUGCCACUUUUGUCACAAUCUCUUGUCCUGUAUCUUUGAUUCUUUACACUUACACAAAGAUCUUUAAAGUCUGUUUUUCUGGUUCUAAACACACGAGACAGAAAGCCAUCAGUACCUGCACACCUCACCUCGCCUCUCUGCUCAACUUUUCCUUUGGGGCUUUCUUUGAAGUGUAUCAGACCAGGUUUAAUAUGAACAGUGUACCAAAUAUGGUGCGAAUAUUUUUAUCCUUAUACUGGCUCACAUGCCAACCUCUCUUUAACCCUGUCGUAUACGGCCUGAAUGUGUCCAGUAUUCGUAUCAUAUGUAAAAAUCUGAUUCAUUUUAAAAUGUAGACUACUAACAUUCAUCCCAGAGAUUUGCUGAUUUGAAUCAUGUAAACACCUGUUGUGUACAAGUGAAAAAGUUUUUUUUUUUCCUCCAAAUACAAGCAACAUUUAGAGUUAUGAAACGUGACUUGCAGUAUUUGAUAGAAGAAUGGAUAACA
Molecule: messenger RNA, 1124 nt
Organism: Epinephelus moara (kelp grouper)
Lineage: Eukaryota; Metazoa; Chordata; Actinopteri; Perciformes; Serranidae
Product: olfactory receptor 11A1-like
Exons: 1
Coding region: 46-972 (308 amino acids)
Biological process (GO): G protein-coupled receptor signaling pathway
Cellular component (GO): membrane
Molecular function (GO): G protein-coupled receptor activity; olfactory receptor activity
Source: RefSeq, a predicted model, not a curated record